AACCAACAACGCCAGUCGAAGCCGCGCCACUCCGAAAUUGCGCUCGUUCGACAACGGCGACUACCAGUUUAUUUACCGCACACACCGCAUCGUCAUUCAGUCAAGACUAGUCAGUCACUCCGUCGUUUGUUGUGUGUAUUCGUCGUGUGUUUUCAUCAUCUGAGUAGCAAAUCCGCGCCGUGUUUGUUUAUUAUCGUUAGUGUUUUUUUCGGCUGCCAUUUGCGACCGCGUCGCAAAUCGGAGGUUAGAAGCUCUCGCGCAACGCACCCCGCUUACUCUAAAGAGAUCGAGAGAGGCUGAAGGGCCGCGCCGUGAGUGAACGCAUACAACAACACGCGUCAGUGGUGAAACGCGCGCAGCAAGCAGCCAGAGGAGGCGGCAGGCACGCUCGCCGCUCACCGUUCGCGGGAGGAGGGUGGUUCGUUUUAUGCCCGAAAGUGUUCUGAACCAGCUUCAAGCUGUGGGGCGCCGGGGCGUUUUUGUUUCCUCCGCAAGGGAUGUACUACCCGCACAUGGUGCAAACGGGUAUGACAACCCCGUUCGGAGCGGCGGCUCCGGCCGGUUUUCCGGCGCAGAAUGGCGACGUGAAGACGGCCGUUGAGGUAAAGCACGAGCCGCUUCUACCGCCACCACAAGCGGCCGCAACCGGCCCGCCAUUCUCGCCGCCUCCACCACAGCCUGCCGCUGCGGCAGUGGAACAACAGCAGCCAGCGCUUGGCAGCCCGGCGCGGCAGCAGUUCGAAGCGCAACAGCCAGCUGCCGUCGUCGCCGCGCAACAGCAGCAGGCGGCGGCAGCGGCUGCAGCUGCAGCUGUGGCCGCCCAGCAGCAGGCGGAGACAGAGGCGCAACCUUCGACACAGCCAGCAGGAGCGCAACAGACUCAAGGAGCAGCGGAGGUUGCCGCGGGAGAGUCUAUCUUGCCGGGCACGCCAAACUCCAAUAUCAAGAGCGAGCCGAAGCGACUACAUGUCUCAAACAUUCCGUUUAGGUUUAGAGAUCCUGAUCUUAGAGCUAUGUUUGGGCAAUUUGGCUCCAUUUUAGAUGUGGAAAUUAUAUUUAACGAACGCGGAUCAAAGGGGUUCGGUUUUGUAACAUUCGCAAAUAGUGCUGAUGCGGACCGCGCACGAGACCGACUUCACGGCUCCGUUAUUGAGGGAAGAAAGAUAGAGGUGAAUAACGCCACGGCACGAGUGCAAACCAAGAAGCCGCCGCCAUUACCCACAGUUCCUAUGUGCGUCCAAUGGCCGGAAGCGCUGCGGGGCGUCGCGGCAAUUCAGCGGGGGCGCGCGCGCGCCGCCGCCUACCCGGCCGCCGCUGCGGCAGCUGCAGCUUUCGCCCGCCACCCGGCGCCGCUCGCCGGCGCGCUGAGCUACACGCCCGUGCUGAAUACGCUGCCGGUUGACGCCGGCGGCGUCUACUACGAUCCGUUUUUGGCGGCGCACGCCGCCGAUCCUAACUACAGGUUGCAGGCCGCAGCGGCAGCCGCACCGCUACUAAAAACACCUCUGUCGACUGCCCAACAGGCCACCUACGCGGCGGCAGCCACCUACACGGCAGUCGCCGCCCGAUAUGGGGCAGCGGCGGCGGCGCAGCCGGUGGCUGGCUAUGCGACCGUUGCCGGCUACGGCCGCGACUACGAGCCGUACCUGGGUCACGGUAUUGGACCAAUGGCAGGCUAUGGGGCCGCUGUGUAUAGGAGUGGAUACAACCGAUUCGCACCAUAUUGAAAAGGAGACAUAUCGGCAGCUCUCGCGACGGCCUAUAAUUGAAGUAAAAAUGAAACAAACAAGAAAAAUACUCACACGAUGUACAUGUACGUAGCCAAAGAGCUGUUUAACUCACUAACGUACCCUUGUGAUAUUCCUUCAGCUCUCUCUAUAUAUUUCUAACAAUUACAAGUCUUAAACACAAGCAGGCGCGCUUAAGCGCCGCGCGAAAGAAACGCAUGACAAAAGCAUAAAAACAUUACAGAAUUUAAAACAAAUGAAGACGAAACUAAACGAAAUUCAAAUUUGCGUCACGGUCUGACUCUAUAAUUGAUAUUCAUAUUGAUAUACAUAUAUAAAUAUUAUAUUUAAAUAUCUUAGUUCGUAAACGAAGAAAAUGUGUCAUAUUUCUUAAACUAUAAACAUGCAGGAAGUAAGAAGCGGUAAAAGCGAGUGACGGAAUCACAGCGCAUAACACGAACAGUGAGAUAACUGAUAAAUUAACGAUAGAUAAAAAUAUUCAUUAUAUGAAAGCAGUACGAGUACGGAAACUUAUCACACAAAUAUUGUAAACAUAGCUGAGUAGAUUUGCCCUCCCCAUUUUUCUCGCAUUGAGAAUUCUACCAAGUGCAUCACAAUUUAGGAUUUAUGUUAAAAACAUACAUUAGUAGAUUAGUAUUAACAAACAAAUGCAGGUUGCAACAUGUUAUGCGAGCACAAAAGUUGAUUUCGAAUGAUUUUCUUCAAAUUUUGUUGGUUUAUAUAUUUAUUACAUUAUUUGACUUUCUCAAUACGCUAAAGUCGCUCGAAAUACGUUUAAUAUUGUUUAAUUAUAUUAUUCUGGUUAGUUUAAGUUUAGCGUUAGUUUUUGCCGACUCUAAUAAGUUAGGGACAUAGUAGUUUAAUGAUGAUUUAUCGAACAAUAAAGAGAACAAACCAAGCAACAAAUUAACUAAACAAAAUAGUUCGAGAUGUAUUGAAGGAGUCUAGUUUGAGAGAAGUAAUAAUUACUAAUUAUUGAUAGUUUGUACAUAUUCAUGAUUGCGAUUAAAGUUUGUAGUUCGAUUUAGUUGACUCUUGGAUAUCGAGCAAACUGGCUGAACAAACGCAGAAUAACGCAUGUAAUUAAUGACGAUAUGAAUUGAUAAGUAUGUCGUAUGCACUGAUUUUUUUUAAACGAUUAUUAUUAUUUUUAUAUGUCGUAUACUAGCUAUAGGUAUCAAAGAUGAUUUACAUAUUUAGUGCAUUGAUAUCUCAAUAUCAAUAAGAAACAAAGAUAGAAAGAAAAAAAAAACAGUGCGAAUAUUGAAUCUCGAAUCUAAAUGUGAGUUAUUCACAUUGCCACACAAGAGGAAGGAGUUCGGCGGAUGUGGACGAUUUUUGAUCACAGAAUGUUGUUGACUUUUGAAGUUCAACUAAAACCAAUGCCAAAUCUACUUCAUUUUAAUCGAUGCAUGUUUUGACUAAAGAUUUUCAUACUUAGAUACAGUACUGUAGUGUCAGGCACACUUGUUAGGGACAAGUUAUAUGCGUAACAAAUGUAACAAAGCUAGCUGACCGUUGUUGUCUUCAUUUUCAUGUUAAACAAUCGGGAAUCAACGAAUCAAAAUUAAUGUCGAAGCAGUUGCGCGCAACAUGUUUGCGAAUACAUUUCUGUACAUGCAUUAAUUUUGAUUCAAUUCGUGACUCUUUUAAAGUUUUAAUGACACGUAAUUUACUUGACUACGCAGCUCUCAAUCAUGAUUUAAUUUAGCCGUAAUUAAACAUAAACUAAGUAAGUACAUACAUAUCUCGAAUAUUUCCAAUUUCUCCCCAUGUUUCCCUCGACAACGAUUUCAAUAUUUCUGCCAAUGUAUUGAUUGCUCUCUUGCAUGGACCGUGAUCGAAAAUAAACGGCAAUUUCAUUUUUUGAUUCAAAACUCAGCAGGCCCGCUCUAGUCUCAAGUUUUUUUAAACCUUUUUUCGUGUACAAAUACUGAGAGAAUCGUUUACUCACACACAACACACGCACACAUACAAUAACCGACAUUAACAUAACAUGCAAGUACAUUUAAACAUUACAACUAAACUAGAAACUUAUUAUUAAGAUCUACGAUCCAUUUUAUGUUAAAUACAAUAUGAUAAUACCUAUAAUAAGCAUAAGAAGAAGAGUAAUAUGAAUAUUUUACGUUUAUUGUAAAAGCACAAACUUGAUAAUAUUGACAAGAGAACAAAAAGAAAACAAUACAUUAUUACGUAUUUACUGUA
Messenger RNA from Dalotia coriaria, 3953 nucleotides. RefSeq names its product RNA-binding Fox protein 1 (gene Rbfox1). Gene Ontology annotation, biological process: nervous system development; regulation of alternative mRNA splicing, via spliceosome. Bases 498 to 1727 code for a protein of 409 amino acids. NCBI's taxonomy places the organism in Eukaryota, Metazoa, Arthropoda, Insecta, Coleoptera, Staphylinidae. Gene Ontology annotation, molecular function: mRNA binding. The transcript is spliced from 8 exons. The record is from RefSeq and is a predicted model, not a curated record. Gene Ontology annotation, cellular component: cytoplasm; nucleus.